AUGGCUUCUUUUGUCAAACACUCGCCAGCAAUUUCAUGCCUCACCUUCCUCUUAGCCAUUACUGGAACUUCGCCAGCGCAAAGCAUCCACCAGGACUUCGUCCAUGCGCACAAAGCAGCCCGCAGCCACGUCGGGGUCGUCCCGCACGUGUGGUACGACACCGUCAUGGCCUACGCCCAAAUAUACGCCAGCAAGCACGCCGACAGCGGCUAUGAGCUGGAGCACUCGAUGGGCCCGUACGGCGAGCUGAGUGGCGAAGAUGCUGUGAAGAUGUGGGUGGGCGAGAGUGCGAACUACGACCAUCGCUCCAACGCUUGCAUCGGCGGCAUGUGCUUGCAUUACAUGCAAGUCAUGUGGAGGAGCUCGAUUCAUCUUGGGUAUGCUAGGGUUAAUUAGAGUAAUGGGUGGUGGUUCGUGACUUGUAACUAUGAUCCUCUGAGGAAUUACGUAGGUAGGUGAACGUCCUUAUUAAUUUACAAAUAAUGAGCCCAUUUUUCAUUUGCAAUGGUGUCAUGAAGCUAACGUGUACUAGAGACACUUACUAGCUGUAGCAAGCUAGGAGUUCUCCAAGUUGAAUUCGAAUAUAAAAACGAUGUUAUUACCAUUCUAGUG
Messenger RNA from Rhodamnia argentea, 612 nucleotides. RefSeq names its product basic form of pathogenesis-related protein 1-like. NCBI's taxonomy places the organism in Eukaryota, Viridiplantae, Streptophyta, Magnoliopsida, Myrtales, Myrtaceae. The record is from RefSeq and is a predicted model, not a curated record. The transcript has a single exon. The coding region runs from base 1 to 396 and encodes 131 amino acids.